Molecule: messenger RNA, 1548 nt
Organism: Orbilia oligospora ATCC 24927
Lineage: Eukaryota; Fungi; Ascomycota; Orbiliomycetes; Orbiliales; Orbiliaceae
Exons: 6
Coding region: 1-1548 (515 amino acids)
Biological process (GO): protein import into peroxisome matrix
Cellular component (GO): cytosol
Source: RefSeq, a predicted model, not a curated record
AUGGUAGCAGACACCGAAUACUAUGACCGUCUAGGCGUCACGCCGACGGCGACCGAACUCGAAAUCAAAAAGGCCUACCGAAAACUCGCCGUCACACAUCAUCCUGACAAGAACCGUGGCGAUGAGACCGCCCAUGCCAAGUUCACGGGGAUCAGCGAGGCUUACCAGGUGCUGAGCAAUAAGGACUUACGAGCUGCAUAUGACAAGUAUGGACGAGACAAGGCAAUGCCAGACGCUGGAUUCGAGGAUCCAAAUGAAUUCUUCUCGAUGAUCUUCGGCGGCGACGCUUUCGAAUACUGGAUCGGCGAAAUUUCCCUAAUGAAAGACCUUACUAAGACCAUGGAAAUCGCUAUGAAAGAUGUCGACCUCAAUGAAGAAGACCCCGAAGCUCUUCAGAAGCAAGCGGAGACCGCACAAGCUCAUGCUCAGGCUCAAGCCCAGGCCCAGGCCCAGGCACAAUCCGGUGAUCCGUCCCAACCGACCGCUGAAAAAUCUGGCGCGACAUCGCCAUUAGAUACACCGCCUGUAUACACGCCUACAUCCUCGACUUCUCCGGAAGCCUCCAAACCAGCCACUCCAGCCCCCGAGAGCUCUACUACCCAGGCCCGUGUCCCAUUACGCCAAGCUAUUAUGGACAAGACGGAUGAAGACCACCGUCAACAGGUUCUCGCUGACGAGAAGGCUAGGAAGGAAAAGGAUAUCUUGACCAAAGAGCAACGUCAAAAGCAGAGAGAUGAACUUCUAGCAUUCGAAAAAGAGCGACGGGAGAUUCGUGAAAAGCGUGUCGCUACGCUCGUUGCCAAUCUCAUCAACAAAGUCAGCAUAUGGACGGAGACAGACGCCGACUCCGAUCUGACUAAGAGCUUCGAAGAGAAGAUCCGUUACGAAGCCGAGAAUUUGAAGAUGGAGAGCUUUGGUAUUGAAAUUCUACACUCGAUCGGUCAAACCUACACUAUGAAAGCAAGCACCUAUCUUAAAUCCCAAAAGUUUUUAGGCAUUCAAGGUUUCUUCAGCCGUAUGAAAGAUCGCGGCACUGUCGUCAAAGAAACUUGGAACACAAUAUCCUCAGCCAUCGACGCCCAAGUAGAAAUGGAGAACAUGUCUAAACUCGAGGAAGCUGGUGGCGAGGACUGGACUGAUGAAAAGAAAAUGGAAUACGAACGAAAAGUUACCGGCAAGAUCCUCAUGGCGGCGUGGAGAGGUAGUCGGUUCGAAAUUCAAGGUGUCUUGAGAGACGUCUGUGAUCGUGUCCUCUACGACAAGACUGUGCCACACGACAAGCGUAUCCAAAGGGCGCAUGCUUUGAUGAUGAUUGGAAAGAUCUUUAGUGAGGCCCAAAGAGAUCCCGACGACGAAGCUGGUGAAGGUGUCUUUGAAUCCCUCGUUGCGGAAGCCGCUAGGGACAAGGAAGAAAAGAAAGGGAAACGAAAGGAAGAACGAAAGAAGAGCGGCAGCGGCGGUGGCUUCUUCGGACAUAGCAAUUCCAGCGCUUCAACUGACGCUAAAGCCGCAGAAGCUUCAUCGUCGUCACAAACCAAAGCCCAGUAG